Messenger RNA from Acanthosepion pharaonis, 519 nucleotides. The record is from the annotation of a GenBank genome assembly. NCBI's taxonomy places the organism in Eukaryota, Metazoa, Mollusca, Cephalopoda, Sepiida, Sepiidae.
AUGUAUCUUUCUUUCCCUGUUUUUCCCCCUCUGUCUGUCUUUCUUUCUGUCUGUCAGUCCGUCUGUCUCUCCCUCUGUCUGUCUGUCUGUCUUUCCUUCCCACUGUUUAUCUAUCUGUGUCUUCCUCUGUUUGUCUUUCUCUCUGUCUGUCUUUCCUUCCCUCUUUCCCUCUCCGUCUUUCUGUCUUUCCCUUUGUUUUUCAUUGUCCAUCUUUCCCUUUCUGUCCAUCGACUUUUUCCCUCUGUCCAUCUCUCUUUCCUUUUGUCUUUCUCUCUUACUAUUUUUCAUUGCCUUUUCCGCUGUCAGUCCGUUGUCUUUUCCCUCUGUCUUUUUGCUCUGUUUGUCUUUCGCUCUGCUUGUCUGUCCGUCAAUCCGUCUUUCCCCCUGUUUAUCUGUUUAUCUAUCCGUUUGUCUUCUCCACCCCUUUGUCUAGCCGUUUGUCUUUCCCUCUCCUCCUCUUUCACUCUCUGUCUCUUUAUUUUGGUAUCUGAAUAUCAUUGUGUUUCUGUCAUUCUCUAA